This is a messenger RNA of Cydia splendana, 3496 nucleotides long. RefSeq names its product coatomer subunit gamma (gene gammaCOP). Gene Ontology annotation, molecular function: structural molecule activity. Gene Ontology annotation, biological process: endoplasmic reticulum to Golgi vesicle-mediated transport; intra-Golgi vesicle-mediated transport; intracellular protein transport. Gene Ontology annotation, cellular component: Golgi membrane; endoplasmic reticulum-Golgi intermediate compartment; endoplasmic reticulum. The transcript is spliced from 2 exons. Bases 72 to 2663 code for a protein of 863 amino acids. The record is from RefSeq and is a predicted model, not a curated record. Lineage: Eukaryota; Metazoa; Arthropoda; Insecta; Lepidoptera; Tortricidae.
UCGAAGUGACGUGUAAAGUGUAUUCGUCGGCGCCCCACAGUUUUCUAAUAACCCACAAGAAAAAGCUCAAAAUGAGCUCUUUCAAACGCGACAAGAAAGAAGAAGAAGAUGGCAGCGGAAACCCAUAUCAGAACCUCGAUAAAACCAUCGUGCUACAAGAAUCCCGAUACUUCAACGAGAGUUCGGUCCAUCCGCGAAAAUGCACGCAUAUUUUGUCGAAAAUACUAUUCCUACUCAAUCAGGGAGAGAAAUUGACUACCCAAGAAGCUACCGAUGCGUUUUUCGCGACCACCAAGUUGUUCCAAUCUAAAGAUGUGAUGCUGAGGCGUAUGGUAUACUUAUGUAUAAAGGAAUUGAGCAGUAUGGCUCAGGAUGUCAUCAUAGUGACAUCUUCGCUGACUAAAGACAUGACUGGGAAGGAGGAUUUGUACAGGGCGGCGGCUAUAAGAGCCCUGUGCAGUAUUACGGACAGUACGAUGCUGCAAGCCAUCGAGAGAUACAUGAAGCAGGCUAUUGUUGAUAAGAAUCCGGCAGUGAGCUCAGCGGCUCUGGUGUCUGCACUGCAUCUGUCGUCGAGCGCGCCCGAUCUCGUGCGCCGAUGGGCCAAUGAAGCUCAGGAAGCCAUCAGCUCCGACAACGCCAUGGUGUCGUACCACGCGCUCGGCGUCGUCGCGGGCUCGCGCAGGAACGACAAGCUCUCCACCGUCAAGUUGGUCACCCGUCUCGCUCGUGCCCCUCUGAAGUCCCCUUACGCCCUCUGCCUACUCAUCCGCCUUGCCGCCCAGUUGGUUGAAGAUGACGAAUCAGACGCUUCACAACCUUACAUCGAGUUUAUCGAGUGCUGUCUUAGACAUAAGUCGGAAAUGGUCAUUUACGAGGCUGCCCAUGCAAUUGUUAACCUAAGGAAAACCGCUAGGGACCUAGCCCCGGCUGUAUCAGUCUUGCAACUCUUCUGCGGCUCUUCUAAAGCUUCUUUAAGGCUGGCUGGUGCUAGAACUUUAGCCAGACUUACCGCUAAACACCCUACAGCAGUCGCUGCCUGUGCGGUUGAUUUGGAGAACUUGAUUUCGGAUCCGAAUCGCUCUGUAGCUACUCUAGCGGUUACAACUUUGCUAGCUACCGGUGCUGAGAGUUCGGUAGAUAGAUUGAUGAAGCAGAUCUCUAGUUUUGUAUCGGAGAUAUCUGAUGAAUUUAAAAUCGUUGUCGUCCGAGCUAUAAGACGACUUUGCACUAAGUUCCCAAGGAAACAUCAGUCACUUGCAGCGUUUCUGGCUGGCAUGUUGAGAGAUGAAGGAGGCUUGGAAUACAAGGCGGCUAUAGCGGAUGCUAUUAUAGCUCUGGUCGAAGAAAACCCAGAUGCAAAGGAAACAGGUCUAGCGCAUCUCUGUGAGUUCAUCGAAGAUUGCGAGCACACGGCUUUGGCUGUCCGUAUCUUGCAUUUGCUCGGUCGUGAAGGUCCAAAAUCGCGUCAACCUUCGCGUUACAUACGCUUUAUUUACAAUAGAGUUAUUCUUGAAUCCGGGCCGGUGAGGGCAGCUGCUGUGUCAGCUGUAGCUCAAUUCGGAGCUCAAAGACCAGAGUUACUUCCCAAUAUAAGGGUAUUAUUGUCUAGGUGUCAAAUGGAUGACGAUGACGAAGUACGUGACAGAGCUAUAUAUUACUCCGCGAUUUUGGACACUGGUGAUCAGCAACUUAUCAACGAUUAUAUCGUGAACGUGCCCAAGCCAAACCCGGUACUGCUUGAGCGUGCGUUGCGCGAUCAUUUGGCUACCCGCCCUGAAGAACCUUUUGACAUCAUGGCCGUGCCUACAGAGGAAGAGCCGAAGGAAAGUAAGGAGGCUGUCGUUGAAAUUGAAGUCCGUAAACCUGUGCCUGUAUCUAUUGAGGAGUUGUACUCUGAGCAGCUCUCGAAACUGCCAGGAAUUGAGCGUCUCGGUCCAAUCUUUAAGACAGUUCCUCCAUUCGACUUAACAGAAGCUGAAACUGAGUACAGAGUCCGCCUCCUUAAACAUAUCUUCGCCAGGCAUGUUAUUCUACAAUUCGAGUGUGUCAAUACCUUAAACGAUCAGCUUUUAGAGCACGUUCACGUGCGUCUGGAAACGCCACCAGAAUACGAGGUAAAAUCCAUAGUACCGUGUCAAAAGCUUGAAUACGACAAGCCUGGAAGCGUUUUUCUCAUCUUAGAAUUCCCAAGCGCUUUCAUAGACAGCUUGGGACUGUUUGGAGCGACUUUGGAGUUCACGGUUCGGGAUUGCGACCCGACUACAGGUGUCCCUGACUCCCACGAAGGAUACGCUGACUCUUACCCGUUAGAGGAGUUCGGUAUAGGUUGCAGCGAUCAGAUCCGAGCGCGCCCAGCCACAGAUGAUUGGGAACAAAUUUGGGACAGAGCUGCAAACGCCCCUGAAGCCAGCGACACAUUUGGUCUGUCACAGAACAAUAUAAACGACGCCGUAUCUGCUGUGUGUGAACAUCUAGGGCUCCCUAAGGCUUCAGUCUCAGGGGAUGCGGUAAAGGAGAUUAGGGCGCAGGGUAUAUUUAGGGGAGGGGCGCCUGUGUUGGUCAGGGGCAAGUUGGUUGCAGGAGGGGAGACUGUUACUAUGAAGCUUGCGGCGCGGUCGCCGAGGGAGGAUGUAGCUCAGCUGUUACUGGCUGCCAUUUAGAUUAAAUGUUAAGAAUUGCCUGAAUGCACAUUAGAUGUCAUUUUCAUCAAUAACAGAGGAAAUUGCCACAAAAUGUAUGUCUGGUAACUACUACCCUUAGAGGAUAUAACAUAUAACCAAACGGAGACGCCUUGUUUGUAAUUUUCGGUACAAAACAGUCUGCCGAUUUUUGCGGGGGAGGGGCACGUCAACUGUAUACGUAACGUAAAAAAUAACCAUGUCAGAUAAACGUCAGUCCAUACAAUGUGCCAUUGGCCGCCUAUUUUCGACAGAGGGGAACGUCUGUUAAUGGCUACUCCGUUUGGUUAUAUCCUCUAAGACUGUACAUAGGUCAAAGAUUCAAGUUCCUUUGAUUGCGGUUAAUGAGAAUCGUUUAUCGUACCUACAUACAUAACUAGAACUCCACCAUACUAUUAAGGGCCAUUUUAUUUAUUAUUUGGAUGUUUUAUGUUAUUUCUACUCAGAAUCACGAGCUCUUUCGUUUGGAGAAAACAAAGUGUCCCAAGAUUUUUAUUUCCAUAACGUUGCUAUUUUUCAUAGGCUUUGUAUGGCGGUAACGGUAUGGAAAUUUUGACUUUAAGUAAAGUGACCCAUAUGUAGCAUAAAAAUUACACCGCUAUUAUUUUUCUGAAUGUGCGUUCUUUAUAUAUUAAACAGCAAAUUACUACUAGUAAGAGAAUUUAAAAAUUAGUAUUAUUUUAAUUUUUAACAAGCAGAAACGUCUGCGAACGAUGCUAUUAAGCUUAGAAUAAAUUUAAAAGUGGAAAAAUUACUGUCUUGGGUGAGACUUGAACUCACGGCCUCUGGAUCGAUAAUCCAGCUGCAGCUGUUUU